Molecule: messenger RNA, 2008 nt
Organism: Onthophagus taurus
Lineage: Eukaryota; Metazoa; Arthropoda; Insecta; Coleoptera; Scarabaeidae
Product: organic cation transporter protein-like
Biological process (GO): transmembrane transport
Cellular component (GO): membrane
Molecular function (GO): transmembrane transporter activity
Source: RefSeq, a predicted model, not a curated record
CCUCGACGUUUUCAAGUACGGCAGUCGUUCGUUCGACUCCGAACCGAAAACGAAUCUCGUCCUCGCGUACUAGGUUAAAGAAAAAUAGUUUCAAUUCUCGUAUGAGUUUAAAAGAGAGAGAGUUCGCGCGGGUUUUUUUAAAAGAGACCUUCAUCGUUUCUCUGUGUCCCAGCGCGCCGAUUUCUUGGGAUCUUUUAAAACAGUUUUAACCAGCGAUUGAUUUUAUCUUAAAAAGUUCUUGCUUCUCUUUGAUUCUUUCCAGAUGGCCGUGACUGAAACGCAAGGAAAUAAUGAAAUGGUUGAAGGUGAUGUUAUCCAAAAAUCCAUCGGGAUUUUCGGACGUUGGCACUGGUGGGUGGUUUUGUGGACGAUGGCGUGUAAAUUUUCGAUAGCCUGGCACCAACUGAGCGUAGUUUUUCAAGCUCCGACGCCAGAAUUUACGUGUAGUGACCCAAAUAUAACCGAUGCGUGUUCGAAAGAAUGUCCAGAGCAUGUUUUUGACAGGUCGAUUUUCACCCAAACGAUCACGAUGCAAUGGGAUUUAGUUUGUGAUAAAUACCAAUUGAAUAAUGUGGUUCAAAUGGCGACGAUGUUGGGGAUUUUAGCUGGUGCUGUCAUUUUUGGAAUGAUUUCUGAUAGAUAUGGUCGUCGCGGCCCAUUAGUAGCAGCAGUAAUGAUCCAAACGGUUUCCGGUUGCGCUGCAGCUAUCGUUCCAUGGUUUUGGGUCCACAUCCUUCUUCGUUUCAUCUGCACAACAGCAACAGGAGGGACUAUGAUGACGAGUUUCGUUUUAAUCAUGGAAUUAGUUGGUUUAAAAUGGAGAACAACCGUAGGAAUUUUAUAUCAAAUUCCUUUUAAUUUGGGUCAUUUAUCGUUACCGUUGAUCGCGUAUCUUCUAAGAGAUUGGCGUUUAAAUCAAUUUGUAAUCUCGAUUAGUUCGGUUGUUUUAUUCGCUUAUUAUUGGGUGCUCCCGGAAUCUCCGAGAUGGUUAUUAGCGGUCGGCGAAACGGAAAAGGCGGUCGCUAUUUUAGAAAAAGCGGCCCAUCACAACCGCUUACCGAGAGAAAGCAUUAAAGCGGACGUUGAAAAUUACGUUCAAAAGAAGAACUUGAAAGAAACUAAAGGUGGAAAUAUUCUUUCUUUAGUAAAAACGCCAUCGUUACGCGUCAAAACGAUUGCGAUAUGUUUUAAUUGGUUCGUUUGCGGGUUAUGUUUCUUUGGGGUUGCUCAAUUUAUGGGGGAAAUUGGUGGGGAUAAAUUUGUAAAUGUUGCAGUUUCCGCGGUUGUACAAAUUCCGGGGACUUUACUUUCCGUUUGGUUGUUAGCAACAUUCGGGCGUAAAAAAACGUUAAUUUUUUCAAAUCUCUUAGCUGGAGUUGCGUGUAUCGGAGUUGCUUUUACCCCAACUGAUCCAGCGUGGAUUAAAACCACUUUGGGGGCGGUCGGAAUGUUUGCCCUUUCGGUCUGUUUUCCGACAGUUUAUAUUUAUGCCGGAGAAUUGUUUCCUACGAUAGUAAGAAAUGUUGGUUGUGGAACAGCAUCGGUUUUUGCAAGAGUCGGUUCGAUGUCAGCUCCGUUUGUUGCAAAACCGAGCGGAGGACCUGCAUGGCUUGGUCCGGCUAUAUUCGGGAUUGUUCCUAUAAUCGGAGCGGUUUUAUGUGGGUUUUUACCGGAAACACUUAAUUGUAAGUUACCGGAUACGAUUGAGGAGGCUGAGAAUUUUGGGAAAAAGAUAGAAAAAGAUUUUAGUAAAAAUAGCGAAAAAGAGACUCAAGAAACUGCGACAUAAAUUAAAUUAAACAUGUUUUUGUUAAUUAAAUAAUGUAAAUUAAUAAAUUUAGGGUUGUAUAGUAAUUUUUUGAAGUUGUUGUAAGCUGUGAUUAAAAAAAUUUAUAAUUUAAAACAAAAUUAUUUUGAAAUACUCAAUAAACGAACAUGACUUGGUGCUAAAAUACCUAUUUUUGGAUUUGUAUUUUGAGGGAAAAUAUAUUUUUACAAAAAAAAUGUA